Amphimedon queenslandica is the source of this 639-nucleotide messenger RNA. Its product is annotated as translocon-associated protein subunit delta-like. The record is from RefSeq and is a predicted model, not a curated record. The transcript has 6 exons. Gene Ontology annotation, cellular component: endoplasmic reticulum; endomembrane system; membrane. NCBI's taxonomy places the organism in Eukaryota, Metazoa, Porifera, Demospongiae, Haplosclerida, Niphatidae. The coding region runs from base 47 to 559 and encodes 170 amino acids.
UUUUAACCCUCACAUUUUUUGACUCACAAAGAACAAAGAAGUAGAGAUGGACUUUAGACAUUUCUUUAUUCUUCAGUUAAUAGUUUUUAGUACUUUAUUUAUAGGAAUUUUAGGUGACUGUCCUAAUCCAAAGGUUGAAAGCUCCACCUAUACUUCAGGGGAUGCUUUCUUCUCCACAGAGACAGUUUACAGCAUUGAACUCACCGUAACGUGUAGCAAUAACCAAGCUCCUUCACUUUAUGCUUUUGUCAAUAAUGAGCUGAUUCUAGUGACCAAAUCAACCUCCUCUAAUUCCUACCAGGUUAGUUGGUCCCUUCCCCAUAAUAAAGCUGUCAAAGGUACGAUACCAGUUGGUUUCUAUGACGAUGAAGGAGCCUCUACCAUGAGAAAGAAUAUGAGAUACGGUGAAGAUGUCAAAGUUGAUCCUUUGUUUACUGUUGAUGUGGAACACAAGGGUAUUAAAACUCAAAGUUUUAUAGCUCCAGGAUUUGUGGCCAUGCUUUUGUCUCUCCUUGUUUGGUGGUUGGCGAACACAGCUAGACAAAAACUGAUGGAAUAGACACUAUUGAGUUUUUGUACAUUAUUAUUUUUUGCUAGUCCAUUUUUCAUUUCAUUGCAUUGAGCCAGUGACAAUGUGCU